Haliotis rubra (blacklip abalone) is the source of this 1912-nucleotide messenger RNA. RefSeq lists its product as uncharacterized. Bases 70 to 1578 code for a protein of 502 amino acids. Lineage: Eukaryota; Metazoa; Mollusca; Gastropoda; Lepetellida; Haliotidae. The record is from RefSeq and is a predicted model, not a curated record. The transcript has 7 exons.
CCUAAAGUCAAGACAUGUGGUCCAUCAGUCGUUCAGCCUGUUGUCUCUGGUACUGCCACAGAUUCAGCAAUGACACCUGCUGGAUUGAGAUCAUACCUCCUGAAGGACAGACGGUCUACUGAAGCUGCUGCAGUUAGCAGUACCAAUGUUGCUGGACAGACUACGUUAACCACUGAAGACGUCAAUCCUUUUGAGCAACAUGCACCUCCCAGCAUCACGAAAGCAGCACCACAGAGGAAGAGAUCAACCACGAAGCCUAGAAGUGGAGGUAGAAUAUCACCAGCGACUCGUGACUCCAGAGAACUCUUUCCUUCUGUGAAGGCUACCACUAUCAAAAUGGAUGAGGAUUGGGAAGAGCAGUGUGAAAAAUACCCCGAGGAGUUUACAUGUACACAAGAUGUGAAGAGACCUGUACAUUUUAGGCCUGUUGACCCUCCAAGAUAUUCAGAUGAAGACUUAGGCUCCCAGAACUCAUCAAGAAGCACCACUCCAGAAUUCUGGGACCAACCCUACAGGUCAAGGAAACUUUCACUGCCAACAAACUCAUCUAAUCCAAGACCAGGAAGCGGAUCCUUCAAAGGUAGAAGCAUAGCUGCAUCCCAGAAACAAGCAAGUGGACCUACGUCAGACAUCCAGACCAAGUCCCAGAGUUCCUCAAGGGGUUGUACUCCAACCGAGGACUUCGACAAGAUGGCAGCAUCAAUCUUAGGGAGCAGCACACAAGGAUUCAAGGACUUUGGGCAGAAAAGAAACAUGUCCUGCACAGGACUUGAUGAGAUUAAGGACUCUGGUUUCAAGAUGGAACCCAAACCCAACAAGCCUGACGCUAACUUCCUUGGGAGACUCUUGAGGAGCAAUGCCAAUAUCAAUGCAAAAUUGAAGAACGAGAAAAAAAAGAGCAAAGGAGGAGAGAAGCCUGAGCCGAAACAGGAACCUAGCCACGAUGACGAGGAUGACUGGCAGACGGUUAGUAUGAAGAAAAGAAAGAGAGAGCAAGCCCGGGGAGAACCAGCAGCAAGUAUGGCUCUGGUAACAGUCGCAUCGAAGGGGCCUUCCAAAGCACCUCGAAACAACUUUGAAAAACUUGUGGAGCAUCUCACAGGGCAUUUUCCUUUCUUAUCACGGCCAGAAGUGAUUGAGCUGGUAACCUCCAUACGUUCACAGCGAGGGGGCUUGACAGGGAUGAAGUUGAAUGACAUCGUCGAUGUAGGCAGAGGCAUUGUUCAUAAAAAAAUGAUGGCCAAACUUGAACAUGAAUCUGUACCGAAGGUAACAACAGCACCAGCACAGAAAGGCAGCAACAUCUACAACACACUUGAGUUUCAGAAAUAUUAUGAAACAACCAGGAAACAGCUUCCUCACAGACCGGCCAUCACGUCUCCUGGGGAUUCAGUGAAUGAUGAAGAUGUAUGUCCAAUAUGUUUUGAGGAUUUUUCUGUUGCCAAAAAGCAGAGAUUAGACUGUGGACAUGAGUUCCACAUACAGUGUAUCCGAGAGUGGGUGUUGGGCCAUGAAAGAACAUGUCCUACCUGCAGGAGAUACACGUUGUUCCAAGAGGAGUUCCCAAGACUGAAAUAAGGUGUCAGGAAGGCAGCAUCUGGCUCACAGUGAAUACGUUGUCAUGAAGCAGUAGCCACAGAUGUCACAACAAUGGCAUCAUGGGGUAGUGAUUCAUCACGUUACGGAGAGAAGGCGUAAUACUCAUCAUCAUCUUGAAAAUUGUUGAUGAACCAGACAUUCCAUAUAAUACAUCCUCCAUAAUAGCAUCUCAGGCAUAACAGAAAUCAUUACAUUAAGUAAUAUGUACAUCUGCUUAACGACGAUUUCAUAAACACUGGGGUAUUUUUAUGGCCUGUGCAUGCUAGAGGGUUUUUAACUAAAAUCAUUAUCCCUGUACUGAACCCUUUCAUUC